Meyerozyma guilliermondii ATCC 6260 is the source of this 2613-nucleotide messenger RNA. RefSeq names its product Aro80p (gene ARO80). Gene Ontology annotation, cellular component: nucleus. Lineage: Eukaryota; Fungi; Ascomycota; Pichiomycetes; Serinales; Debaryomycetaceae. The coding region runs from base 1 to 2613 and encodes 870 amino acids. The record is from RefSeq and is a predicted model, not a curated record. Gene Ontology annotation, biological process: DNA-templated transcription; aromatic amino acid catabolic process; positive regulation of transcription by RNA polymerase II. The transcript has a single exon. Gene Ontology annotation, molecular function: DNA-binding transcription factor activity, RNA polymerase II-specific; zinc ion binding; DNA binding.
AUGGAGCUGCAACGGUUCAAGCGCAACUAUAAAGCAUGUCUCAAUUGCCGUCUACGCAAAGUUAAGUGUGACCUCGGGUCUGUGGAUAAUCCUCGUGAGGGAAAAUGUGCCAGAUGUCUUCGAGAACGAAAAGAUUGUGUUUUUGUGGAAUCUCGUCGUGGAGGGUCUGGUACGAGACAAGGUUCAAGUGGUCAUAAAAGUCGUAGUAACUCGCUCACGAAUGUUCACUCAGGUGGUUAUAGUGGUGGUAAUAAUAGUGACCAAGAACUGGGGCCAUAUGGAGAAGAAAGUGCUCCUAAUGGUCCCGCUGAUCUGAAACCAAAUCAGGCAGAAUCAAGUAGUCAUUUUUCCACCAUGGAAGGAGCACUUGUAUUUUUAGCACAGGCUGCUGGAACGAUUGCCAAAGCGGACGAGCGAGAUAAUAUCGAUGGAGUAACAAAACAUCGGCAAAUUGAGGCUGGUAUAGACAAACAAGAAACUGGAUCUGGAGAUAAUUCUGCUCCCGAAUCAGGAACUGAAUCUGUGCCGUUGGCUGCCUCGCUUUCAAAUAUCCUAAACAACCCAACUCGGCCCCCAGGAGCUCCGGGAAUGGCAGAAUUGGCAAUGGCUCUGACUCGUCCAAGACUCACUGUUCCUGCAGCAGAUGGAGUUUAUCUGGCUAGACCUCAGGCUUCUAGGUACCUUUCCAACAUUGAGUACAUAGGACCAGAUGGGCUAUUGAGUGAACAGGAAGCAGAGAUGUUGGUAAAUCUUUUCUUUACCACGAUCCACCCAUUCUUUCCUCACGUUCCCAAAUUUCUCCAUUCGCCAAAAACACUUUCUGGGUACCCAAUUCUCUUGUGUGCCAUUUUGACCAUUGCCUCGAGGUACUACAGUCUUGAGCCCAAACAUGGAACUCUGGAUGAGAAAUCUCAGGCCAGAAAUAUCGAAUUGCACGAUAGACUAUGGCUCUACGUUCAGCGACUUAUCUCGCAAACUGUAUGGGCAGAAGCAUCCACGAGGUCUAUUGGAACAAUCUUUGCGUUCUUACUAUUCACCGAGUGGAAUCCCAGAGCCAUUCAUUGGCGGUGGUCGGACUAUGCCAAUCGAGCCGAUGAUCCUGACCAAGAUAGUGCUGCUGAUACAAACUCUAACGAUGUCAACUUGGCAGGUUUAGGAGCCAUGAGAAGAAGCUACCGAAUGGCAUGGAUGCUUAUCGGCUCUGCUGUGAGAUUGGCUCAAGAUAUGGGGUUCAUGGAGGUGAGUGCCAAGACGUUUCUCGCUACUCAUAUUGCCGAAAUCAAUUCGGUGAUGAACAUUUCUCGAAGAUCCAUGUUGGCUCAUUCGUUGUCAGAAGUUGAUUUGGACGAAGAUGACGCCACUGAAGAGGAAAUGGACGACGAAGAUGAAGAUUACAAGAUCCUCAAUAUGAGUGAGGAAGAGAUCAAGAGACUCUCGGCGGAAAGUUCACUAAAAUUCACCAGAAAUCAAAAGGCCAAAAUUGAGCUUUUACAGAUCAUGUCGUUGGGCCAUGAGUCUCUUUACGGCUACAAGGCUCAGCUUGGUGCCCUCUCUCAGCGCCAAAAUCUUGCAGUGUUGAAUAUCAUCUCACCACUUCUCAACAGUUGGGUCCGCAAGUAUCGUGAGUUUUUGGUCCCUUCCAAUGCAAAGUUACUUCACAAUUCUACCCAGGGCCAAAGCCAGUUUUUAAACCCCAACUCAAAGCUUUCUAAAGAGGUUUCUGAGGCCAUUGAUAGAGAGUCGUUUAUAUUCGAGUUCCAUUAUGCUCGACUCUACAUUUACUCUUUGGCACUCAGUCCGUCUCCAAAAAGCGAAGACGACAAGAAAGGGAAGAGAAAAAACAGAAAAGUCACUUUGAAACUAGAUGAGCUUUCAAAGUCUGCAAAGUAUAUCGAGAUGGCAUUCACGUCAGCAAAUGAAAUGCUUUCAGCGGCUCAUCGAAUUCACAAAUUAAAGCUACUUCGGUUCAUGCCCGUUCGCUGGCUUACUCGAAUCGUUAGAGCUGUUGCUUUUAUUGUGAAAUGCUAUUUGACUAUCACAGCUCACAAAAGAUCAUCGAUUAGUGGAGCUGCUAAUACAGAAUUUGAUUCCACAAUUUUGUCGCUAUCCAUGAUCUCCGUCGAUGAAAUCAUGCAAAGCAUUCAGAAAGCAGCCAUCACCCUUCGUGAUUGUUCUCCAGAUGAACUUCAUUUGUGUACCCGCUACUCAACGGUUCUCAUGUACCUAUGCUCAGAAAUGAAGACAAAGGCUAAAAUGUUCUCGUCGAUGGAGGAGGACGAGUUUCCCGCUCCCAAGCGAAGAAGACCAAAUAUGUCCUUUUCUGGUCCAUCUUCAAGAAAUGAUGUGUUUGGACAUGUUCCAUACUUGCAAACAAACAGUGAUCCCGUCACUCCCAUGGGCUCGUCGCGGGUCAACUUGCCCGACGCUGCAGAAGAAGCGGGAACGAGAGAAGACUCUCCUUACCAAAAUCUCGUUGGUGACAGUGAGGUGAUGGAAUGGUUUAUGAAUAACCGUGAUAUUGGGUUGGACUUUGUGGGUCCUUGGACGGAAAUGAUAGAACAACAACUCGCUACCAACGAGUUCAAUUUCGACCAGGCCCUAGACGGUUCUUGA